CUUUGAGAUAAUCAAGAAAAUAUAACUAGUUCAGUCCCUGUUCCAGAACCAGGCAUCAAGAUAAAUAACCCAGCCGCAUAAAAAGUCAAGUCUUGGCUCAACUAACCUGAAGACCGGAGACCAGCCGAGCGUGGGGUUGAGGCCCUUGGCACAUCUGACCGACAGCGCAUAUUAUCAAGAAGAAAGGCUGCAGAUACUCUCUGAAACCGCUGCUGCUGCUUGAUUCCCUUGUUGGAUGUCUAAGACAGCGCCGUGUGGGCUGAGUAACGACACUAUGGCCGGUGAUCCUGGACAUUUUAUGUCGAGCAAUAGUACUAUAUUGGUGCCUGAGGCGGCAGCUUCUCUCAACCAUCAGCGCUAAACUCUUCCAUCCCCUCUCAAACUUGGGCAUUCAACUAUCAUUAAAUCCGUAGAAUUUAUACGUCGGACACAUCAAUGACUCCCGAUACGAGCUCGGAUGCGACCACACCGCAGGUCCCCAUGGUAAAGACUUGCCACAAUUGUGCUCGUGGCAAGAUACGUUGUGUUCGAUCCGCAGAUGGCGGAAGUUGCCAACGAUGUCAACGUUUAGGAAAAGAAUGUGUCUUUCGUCAAGCACGCUCCAAGUCUGAUGGGAGUCGGCGCAACAAGAGAAUUGAUAUUCUUGAAGAGAAGGUUGACCGGCUCCUGGCUAGAUCAGAGUCGGCUACAUUCAAACGACGGAUUGAUCAUAGCCAAACAUAUUCGAGCACAUCGCGGAGCGAAGCGUCUGAGAGCCCCAGCGCAAAUGAAGAUGUUAUUGACAAAGGCAUUCUGUCCGUGGAGGCAGCAAAUGCUCUAAUCGACACGUACAAAGCAACAAUGAUGCCAAAUUUGCCGUUUGUUAUCAUUCCUUCAGGUCUGAGCACCGAGGAAAUACGUCGAACGAGACCAGUAGUAUUCCUUACAGUCCUCACAGCUGCCCUGUACGAUAACAUGCCUUUGCAGCGUGUGCUAGAAGAGCAAGUAAAAGUUGCCAUUAGCGACCGCAUGGUAUUUAAGGGAGAGAUCUCCUUCGAUUUACUCCAGGGUCUUCUGAUAUACAUUGCAUGGAGCCAAUAUCAUUCGCGUCCUCGCCGAUUUUCACAGUAUCUGCAUUUGGCAACCAGCAUCAUUGUCGACCGUCGACUGGACAGAGCUCCCGGCAUGCGGUCGCGGCAAACGAGGGUUGGCAUAGCUGAUAACAACUCAAACCCAGUGUGUUGGGGCCAGGAUGAGCAGAGAGCCGUUAUUGGAUGCUAUUACUUUUCGUCAAGCAUAUCGCGAAUUCUCCAAAAGCUAUCAACCUUUCCACACACGCCAUACAUUGAAGAUUGCUGUCAGUCGCUUGCUGCAAGCUCACUCAGUCCGUCAGACUCACAAUUGCCUCAUAUCAUACACCUUCAGCGACUUUUCGAAAGUAUUGAUCACCUGUCGCCUCAGAAUGCACCAGAACUGCAUUGUACGGAUGCCGUCUUUGAACCCCAUUUUCGCAAGAUGAAAGGGGAGCUAGAUCAGUUUAGAGCCGAUUCCCUCACUGCCUUUGCGCGCAAUCAGUUUAUCACGAUGCAGUUCCACACAGCAGAGCUAUACCUUUGCCAGAUCACCCUCUUUGACCGGAAAACAUUGAAUGACUCGAUGUUCUGGUCGUCGCUCCGCGUCGAAGCUCUAUCAAUGGGACUCGUGGCAGCCAGACAAUUCUUUCAAUUCUAUCUCGCGCUCCCGUUGCGUGCAGAGACCGUGUUCAAUAACACGCAGUGGGUACAAGGCGGAUUUUGCUUGACACUAGCUGCAAAGCUCUCUGUCGCCGCGUCGGAUUCCUCGAUCGACCGCCAAGUAGCAAAACUUAGAGACGCGUUAGACGUGUCUCUGAUACUCCAACAGGUUAUCCUACGCGUCCAAGCGUUAGUCACACCCCUGGUGGACGCACGAGGCGACAGAGAUGUAUUUUAUCACUAUGAAAAUCGCCUUAAGCGCUUGCAGUGGUGGUACGAAACUCAGAUGACGCAGAUCCCCGUCCAGCGCCAACCUCAUGCUUCUCAAACAGCAAUGGCAUAUAACCCUAAUACCACCGCGGGGCCGUCUCCAGUUCCGGCAGAGGAUUUGCAUGCGCAGUGGCCUAGCAUGUUGCCUGAUGCAACCAUUGAUGAUCUAUUCAAGGAGUGGAAUUCCGAUGUAGGCAUUUAUUUUGGCGUUUCUUAAAAUCCGGAUGCCAUGAUGUGGAACGUGCCUCCUCCUACCGUUGAUCGCUAGUGGACUGAGAGUGUUACCUUAACGGACUGGCAAGAGCGAUGUUCCAAUCCCGAUACCACAUUCAAUGAAGUAUCUCUAUUUUGACAUUGACACGGUUAACAACCGCUUUUUAACCUGGAGUAUAAAUUCAUUGUCUUCCUAGACCGGACGGCACUCAAUCAGGACGAGGAAGAUCUCUUCUCUAGUGUAACUUAGGCUUUGCAGCCUUUACCUAUCACGCUGAGAACAGAGCGCACCCGAAUGCCAAGCCAGCAGCUUGGUCAAAUUACAACCUCGUGGGAAGGGAACCGAAGCUCCCAAGCGUGUGUAGCACAAGCUCACUACAUACUAGCUAAGGUCGAUAAGGAUAGACGGGGAACGCGAGAGUGUGCUGCGUAUAUCCUUUAAUUAGAGUCCGUUUAUUUUAAACUGCA
This is a messenger RNA of Aspergillus novofumigatus IBT 16806, 2663 nucleotides long. Its product is annotated as Zn(II)2Cys6 transcription factor. Gene Ontology annotation, biological process: regulation of DNA-templated transcription. Gene Ontology annotation, cellular component: nucleus. The record is from RefSeq and is a predicted model, not a curated record. Gene Ontology annotation, molecular function: transcription cis-regulatory region binding; DNA-binding transcription factor activity, RNA polymerase II-specific; zinc ion binding. The transcript is spliced from 7 exons. NCBI's taxonomy places the organism in Eukaryota, Fungi, Ascomycota, Eurotiomycetes, Eurotiales, Aspergillaceae. The coding region runs from base 436 to 2199 and encodes 587 amino acids.